Messenger RNA from Dermacentor silvarum, 770 nucleotides. RefSeq names its product serine protease inhibitor swm-1-like. Bases 126 to 749 code for a protein of 207 amino acids. The transcript is spliced from 3 exons. NCBI's taxonomy places the organism in Eukaryota, Metazoa, Arthropoda, Arachnida, Ixodida, Ixodidae. The record is from RefSeq and is a predicted model, not a curated record.
GCUGCAGCUUUAAAUUUGUUAGGUAUAGUGGUCUUUACAACAUAUAAAUACCUCUCGUUUUGCAUGCAGUGAUGCACGAUGGGCCACGCCGCACAUCUGUGCCGUAGGACUAAACUGCAAUAAGUAUGGAGAAGACCGGACUGAGACUUCUAGUUAUAGGCGUCGUUUCUCUUGGCUUGGAACUUGCAAAUGGCGAAAAUAACUGCACCUAUUUGGAGGUGCCAGUAAGAGGCUACGCACCUCAGAGGGACCGUUUCUGCAAACCAUGGCUCACGCUCCCGGCUAAGCUGUUUGAGCGGCGCUGGUGCCUGUGCAAGACGGGUUACCUACGCAACGCCUGGGGACAAUGCAUCGAAGAAAAGAAAUGCGGCAGUUGCUGGUACAGAGAUAACAUGGACUUCAACGAGUGCUCGUCCGCCUGUCCUGUUGUCUGUGGACAACGUGUCCCCACUGUCUGCACAGACCAAUGCGUGGUUGGGUGCGCCUGCCCGCCUGGAUUCGUGCUAGACCCCUUGCGGCAGAAGACCUGCACGCCAGCUAGCUGGUGUCCUCCCAUCUGCCCACGCAAUUCUGCCUUCCAUAUAUGCGCGUCAUCUUGCUCACCAACGUGCCGUGACCCUCGACCAACAGGCUGCGAAAUUCGGUGUCAUGAAGGUGAAUGCGUUUGCUUGCCCGGAUUCUACAAGACGGUUCGCAACGGAAAGGAAAUGUGCGUACGCUGGAGCCAGUGUACAUCGAGAGCAGAAUAAACACAUAGUUGUGGAACUCGA